Messenger RNA from Lingula anatina, 2508 nucleotides. Its product is annotated as transmembrane protein 276. NCBI's taxonomy places the organism in Eukaryota, Metazoa, Brachiopoda, Lingulata, Lingulida, Lingulidae. The record is from RefSeq and is a predicted model, not a curated record.
AGCUGUUUUCUCCCAGAUCACUGGCCAUCAGUCCUCCAUCCAUCACAAGUCAACUAACUGAUCCCAGGAUCCAGACUAAUUUAUCAAGAACCAAGCAUAUCUAUCCUUUUUCCCCCUCAGAAAGAAAACACAUCUUUGGACACUUUCACAGUAUUAUGAAAGCCCAGUUGAGCACAUCUCUCUCUGACCUCAUCCUGGCAUUAGUCAGUUACCAUGGCACUUGGUCUCUAUGGCAACACAACAAGAUGGCAUCAGUUGGAUUGCUCAUUGUUGCCAUGGCAGCCAGUUGUGGAACAAUAAGGUUCUACUUCAAUCGGCCGAGUGAAAGGUUGAUCUGUUUACACACUACAUUAUCCUGGCUGGGUGCUACAUUGGGUCUUCCGUUUGUUGCUGUAGGUUAUGCACAACAUAACCAAACUUAUAUUGUAGCCCAUGCCAAUAUAGCAGUUCCAGUGGCUUAUUUCUUAUCCCACAAGUUCCUGUCAGGUGAACUGAGAAAGAAGACUGCCAUGCUUGUUACAGGGGUGGCAAUAUUAUCUGUGUUAAUACUCAGUACUUUAAAGUUUAAUCCAUAUGCACUGACAGGGGCGUUAGCAUAUGUGGCCUCUGGGGCUGUGGGAACAGAUGGGCUUGGCCCCCUUGACCUUCCCAGGGUGGACUGGUUUCACUACCUUCUAGUCGUUGGCAAUGUCGCCUUUGUGUUGGCCCUGAGUCAACGUGCAGAACCAGUGUUUUACAAGAAGCAUUAAAGCAAAGAAUUUCAAGCUGCAUGCUACGUAGCUUAUAAUUGACUCUUUUUUUGAUUUCACCCAAAUAUUGACCUUGGUUAAAAAAAAUUACAUUAAUAGUGCACAAGGAUUUUAAUGAAGCUGGCAUUUACAGGUAGUCUUGUUGAAAUUACCAUUGUUAGGUUCAGUAUGCAAAUUUGCAUAUUCAGCUAGAUUUGUGAAUGACAAGUUUAAAUUUAACAUAUUCCAGGUUGUAAAUGUUUUGCAACAUUCUACACUGUAACUACAACUGUUGACUAUAAGAAAAAUCCACAUGGUGAUUCAAAGAAAUAUCAGUUUAUUUAGUCUUGAGCCCAAAGCAACCACCUGCCUCUGGUUUAAAAUCAGGUGGAAACUUUCGUCUUGGACAUAAAAGCUUUUUAACAUUCCAAAAGCAGUUCACAUUGCAUUUAAUUUCUACUAGAUAUUUGCAUUAGUGUAUGUGACAUUCAAAAAUAUUUGCACUUUUAAAGGAUAUAUUAAAUAUUAAUUUUGAUUGAAGUCCCAAUAAAUAAUUUGACAUUUACAAGAGUUCAGAGCAUUUGCUGUGCUUUGAGAAAGGUCACAUAGUUUGAGAUUUUUUUGUUUUGCACAGUGUACCGUUUUACAAAGAUUCUGAUGAAGUUAAAAGCUUGAUUAUUUUUAUUUCUCCACAAACUUACAAUCAAAACAUCCUCAAUACAUUGAAAUCUAUUCUGAGAGACUAACAACAAUUGCCAUCCUGUCUUCAUUUCAUGUGCACUCUCAUUUACAUGUAAACAAAAUUUAUUAAACUGUUUUUAUAUAAUUUACAUAUUAUUGAUCAUAGCCACCACAAAUUUCUCCCAAAUUAAAUCUCAUUUGAUUCCAUCAAGCACCUUUUUAUUAUCCAAUCUCUUGACUGCUACAGAACAGUGCAAUUGACACAUCCCCACUCCCUUUCAAUGAUUUAAUACUGUUAUAUAUAUAAUAUUGAACAAUGAUUCAAAUUAACUUAAAUGCAAUACAUUUCAAUGUGGUAUGUACAUAAGUAUACAGAAAUUAUAAAUAAAAGCAUCAAGUCUACUUUCCAACACCAAAUGCUUUACCUGAAGUAUAAUGGUAUUACAUUUACUUCCCUGCAUGCAUACAUCUACUCACAUUAUAAUAGCGUUAUUAAAACCAUAGAAUGAAAACUUGAUGUAUUUAUUAACUGGCUGAAGGACCCAUCUACACUACAAGUUAGUUUCAACUUAAAGUUCAUCAAAUACAACUGUUUGCCUGCCAGCCGGUAUUUAUUAUCUAAUAAUAAAUAACUGAUUGCAAAUCAAAUAAACUUUGGUAAAUGUUUCUGUAAGCCCAUGUUUAUAAACCACUGAGGGUUGCCCUAGUAAACCAUUUGGCAGUCUGGAUGAUUGAAUAACCUAGGAAUAAUAAACCACACAUUUCAAAGUCAUUGACUCAUUGUUAUACAACAGAAUAAUAAUAAUACCUCAAAUCCAGGAAUAAAUAUAUUAAGUGCUCAUAAAUACAGUUUUAUCUAAUUAUUUUUCCACAAUAAAACCAGCAUCUACCUAUAUUUUUUCUGUGUCUUUGGGAAAACAAAAAGUUGAAAGAUAGUAAAGAAGAUAAAAUUGUGCAGCAAUGAUCUUUGGCCAGGGGAAGGAUUUGGGAGUAUACAAAAAUGUUCACGCCCCCCUGUACAUUGAUGAUCAUUACACAACCUGGCUGUAGAGACUGGGCGGUGGUCCAGAAUCCCUGAGGACAGAUGCCUGUGUAGCUG